This is a messenger RNA of Dracunculus medinensis (Guinea worm), 7548 nucleotides long. The record is from the annotation of a GenBank genome assembly. NCBI's taxonomy places the organism in Eukaryota, Metazoa, Nematoda, Chromadorea, Rhabditida, Dracunculidae.
AUGUAUCUAAAUGAAGCUGAUCGGCGAAUAGUUUUGGUGAAUCGCGCCUAUGACAAAUUUACUUUGAAAGUAUCCAAUGUUCAAAUAAUUCUUGCCGAAAAUUAUGAAAAUGCAAUGUCUGCAAGAAAUGAACCAUUAUCAAAAUUCCAUAUUUUACGUCCGACUGGAAUGGACAUCUCAAUUCACAAGUCAUCAAUUGAUGAUAUGAAAUUAGCUAAGAUUCGCAUACUUGGUGCUUUACCAGAUAUUAUCAUUAAGUUAUCUGAUGAGCGUCUAUUGCAACUUUUGAAAUUAAUAUUGAGUAUCCCUACUCCACCACCAGAAGAACAGAUCAAAUCUCUUGGGGAAUUGACUGUUACGCAAUUCGAGCGUUCAAAACUUAAAGACCGUGCAAAAAUACGCGCUAUAAUGGAAGUUGAUGAAGUAAGUGUUGGUGAAAAGGUGGAUUCUUCAGAAGAGAUCAGUCGAAAAUCUGAUGGUUCUCAAAGGGCUAAAGAAUUAAAUGAGCAGCAAGUGCAGUUAGAAAUGGAUUUGACGUUAAAUCAAGUAAUAGAAAUUCGAGGAAUGGGUUGUAGAUUUCAAAUGCGAACAUUUGAUAUGGUUUUAUUUGCUUAUCUUGGUGGUUUAACUGUUGAACAACCUCUAUAUAAAAGUCUUACUCCUGGAAGAGAUACAUUGUACCUUAUCGAUAAUACGCAUGGUAGUGAAGAAAAUUUGCUCGAUUUGAAAUUUGUGCAAGCUAAUCCUGAAAGUCCAUUUUUUGUUACGGAAUAUAAAUCAAUGGAGCAAGCUAUUGAUGUUUCUUUUAAAACUCUUACCAUCACUCUUCAUCAGGAAUCUUUAAUGGAGCUGAAGCAAUUUGGCGAAACUCUUCGUACAAAAAUUGGCGAAAUACAAAAAGAAAAGCAAAAGGAAAUGGCAAGUUUCAUAGGAGAGGUUGAAAUACAAGCGGAAAAACUCUCCAGAAGGCUCAGUCAAUUGAGUAUGGCUCGUCGUGAAAGACAACUGGAGAUGACGCAAGAUGAUCAUAUCAUAAAAACUUGUCUGAAUGCCUCAUUCAAUUCAUUAGAACUUUUCAUUGGUUCUAAUAAGUGCCUCGAUACUGUAUUAGCCAUUAGCAUUGUUCGAGCAUCAUUAAUGAUGAAAGUGAAAACUGUGAAAUUAAUGGCGGGUUUACAAGCGAUUACGAUACAAGAUCGCACUGGAACUACUGCUUAUGAAAAUUUAUUAUCUGUGUGUGGUGAUCGAGAAAUGUUCACCCUUGAUUUUACUCAGUAUAAUCGAUCGGAAAAAGAAAAAAACCGAAUGAGUCCUUCUGAUCUUGAUAUGAUCGUUGUUUGUCGCUUCGCUCAAAUGCGAUUUAUUUUCCUGAACUUAUGGUUAACGAGGCUGUUGAAAUGGUUAGAGCCAUUUCAAGCCGAAGCAGCUCGUGCUGCUGCGCAAGCGCAGGCUAUAGCGGUCGAAAAAGCUACUGAAGCAGCUCAAAAUGUGCGCCAGAUAAUGGAACAGUCGCCUCCACGAAUUCAUUUAGAUAUUGAGCUGGCUGCACCAACUAUUCUCGUGCCACAGAAAUCUACAUCUUUUGAUGCCCUAAUUUUUGACUUCGGUAAAUUAACGGUGAAAAAUUCAUUCAUCCCGGAUCCACAACAAAUAAAAGCAGUUGUUGAUUCCAUGUUAAUCAGUUUAACCGACGUUAACUUUGCAAUAGGAUUAUUGUCGAAAAAGAGUGAUAAAUUGAUUAUUGCAAAAUGUGAAAUAUUGAAGCCUGUAUCAUUUUCCUUAUCAGUGAAACGUAAUCUAUGUUUCGAGUGGUAUAAGGACAUUCCUGAGAUUUGCGUUGACGCUAAUUUGCCAAUAAUCGAGUUAAAUAUGUCGCAAGAAGAUUAUGCCAUUGUCAUGAAGACAUUAAGUGGUAAUUUGGCUGAAUGUGCUGAGCCAAAUGAAUUGAACAUUGUGAAAUCACAACCAUGCUCGGAUAUUUCCAAGAGAACUGAAAAUAAAGAACAGAAAAUUGAUGAAGGCAAAAAAACUGAGAUAAAAUUUGAAUCAUUGGCUGCCAAAACUCAUUCGCCCGCUAAACGCGUAGCAUUUGCUUUUACGAUGGAUGAAAUUGUUGCUUCACUUUAUUCAGGCUCAUCGAACUUGUUAGAAAGCAGUGGCGUAGUUGUUCGCACUCCAGAUCAAGCUUUUGCUUCAAUGCGCUUGUUGCAACUAAUAAUAACUGGUUCAUUAAUGGAUGAUGGUAAGAUGGAUGUAAAUAUAAGUCUUGGUUCUUUUACAAUGAAUGAUGAAAGAAAAGAAGAAACAAGAAUUACCAGAUUACUUGAUAAAAAGGUUGUUAAAAGCGAUAAUUUGCAUCCAGAAUUUAUCCUUAUUCAUUUUCAACAAACUUCGAAUAGUGAUAAAAUUAUUGAUUUCUCAUCAUCGCCAUUUUUCUUGUGCCUUUGCCCGGAAUUUCUUGGAGUUCUCACAAGUUUUUUUACUGUGCGAUUUGAAAACGAAGAUGCGGAAAUAAAAGCAGUGCCAAAAAGCGUUAGCAAUCAAGCAGAACCAAAGACAGGAAAAACUACUCCCUCUGGUGCGAUUACUAUGAACUGUAAAAUGCGUGAAGUAGAAAUAAUUCUUAUAGAAGAUUCGAAUAAACCUGAUUCAACACAAGCUCUCGUUCUUUCUUUCAAUGUAGAUGUUGAGGCGAAACAUGUUAGCAUGAAUAAUUAUGUCAAUGGAGUCCAAAUUAUAGCAGGAGGAAUAAAAAAUUUGCAGAUAAUCAGUUCAUAUUAUCAAGAAUCAAAGCGGUCUCAAAACCCAUAUCAGGUUUUAAAUCGUGUUGAGCUCACUUUUGAAGGAACCAUCGAUGACAAAACAAAAUCUCAACAUUUCAAUGUCGACAUCACUCCAAUGCAUUUAAAAGUUUCUCCUGCAAUAAUUCGAUUGCUCAGUGCAGUCAGUGCUGAAUUUUCUGCUGCCAAUCAGUCGACGAAUGGAAGGGAAGGAAAACGUCGACCUAUUCUGAAAAAGUAUCCUAAUUAUUGGGAAAAGAAAAAAAUAGACAGAAGGAGAUAUUGGUGGUUCAAAUUAAAUGAAGAUGCUGAAGUCGAAGCUGAUCGAGGUAUUGAUAUUGCCGCUGGUAUUGACCACCAGGAGCAGGUCGAUUAUAGUUGUAUUUUUGCGAAUAUAAAAAUGGGAUCUUUAAUAAUAACAUUAGAAGCAGGAACAGGCAUUACAACUAUACCUAUGAUUCUUGUAGAAAGUUCAAUGCUUAUUGUUGCUUCUGACUGGAGUUCUUUAUUGAAAGUUAAAUUUAUUUUACUUUUAAAGGAAAAGGUUUCAUACUAUAAUGAAGGAUUUUCUAUCUGGGAACCGGUAAUAGAACCAGUUGAGAUUGAGGACGGUAAUUGGCAGAGCUGGCAAAUUGACAUGGAAAUGCGCACGCAUAGUGAUAGCGAAACUGUUCCAUUAAAUGGAGGGAUGCAUCUACCUAAACGAACAAUUAAUUUUAAAGCAUCUAAUAUAUUAAAUAUAACCGUCACCAAAUCAUUCAUGCAACUUCUAAAUCGUCUUUCGGAUGUUCGUAUUUGUUCGUUGAAAGACUUUUUUUUUCAAACUUUUCUCACUUAUAUAGUCCAUGCUUUCGAAAAAGCAGCAAAACAAAUAACACCGCCAAAAACUCAUCAAUUGCCCGGUAGUUGUCCAUUUUUGAUUCUUAACAACACUGGAAUAUCAGUGAAAGUCGGUAAUUCAGAUACGCUUCGAGUUGCUGAGGAUGAUAAAGUAGUGGAUGCGACUGCAUGUGCUUUCGUCGAUCUCGACAUAUUAAGUGAAAAUAAGCAGCAAGUUGGAUCUAAUCAAACUCAAAGGACUGAAUUACGGUUGAUUUUUGAUGAUUUGGAAACUGAGCGUGAGAUCAACGUGAAACGUGCUGAAAUUCGCACUGUUACGUUGCCACGCAAAGGAUCUGGUGGUCAACAAUGGAAGAUGGUUAUUGAAAUAAAAGUGGAAAAUUUUAGACGACUUAUAACUUUGCGUUCUGCUGUCCAGUUUGUAAAUCACAUGGAUAUUGCAUAUGAGGUAUAUUCAAUGCGAGACACAAUGCUAGAUCUUUGCGGUGUAGCAGACACGACUUUAGAACCACUCGAUAUAGCUUUGCCUUUAUUAUAUAAUGGCUCUGGGCAGUUAUAUCUAAAACCAGCCAACGAUAGUUUUGAAAUGAGCAAUGAAUCUCUGAAUUGGUAUAAAUUUGAGGACAAGGCACGAUAUUUAAUCCGCUGUGAUCAGGUAGACAAUCCUAAACAAGGAAAUUUUGCUGCAUUAUCUGUUGAAGAACUUCGGGUUAAGGCUGAAAGAAGUCGUGAAUUCAUUGAUCGAAUUUUCAUCGUCCAUAUUUAUCCAACUGUCACUUUACAUAAUCUGCUGCCUUUUUUAAUUCGGUUAUUAUUGCCUUUUGAAUAUACCUUGAAUGGUGGAGAGCAAAUACCCUUGAACAUCAUUCCUGGCCAAAAAAUCAACAUGGAGUCGUUUUAUUGUAUUCGAAGAAUCUCAUAUUAUGAUAAAAUGGCUUUAAACAAAUUUCAGCUCAUUUAUCGUAAUGAAAUUUAUCGUGCUGAGAUGAUAUUGCCAAGUGAAUACGAGAAUCUGGAAGUUAUUUCAUUUUGCUCAAUAGAUGAAGAACUUAAUCUUGGUGUUCACUGGAACAUGGAGCAUCGCAGAUUGGAUGCUCAGAUUUAUGCUCCAUAUUGGUUCGUUAAUAACACUGGCAAAACUCUGAAAUAUAUGGUAUAUCAUGCGAUAGUUCACGAACCUUUCAGUGAUCCGGCUAUUAUAAAUUUCGAUUCCAGCGAUUUUUUAAAUAAGAAAAAGGCAAAGAUUCAAAUUGCGGAUAGUCUUUGGUCGGAUGAAUUCCCUCUGGAUGCAGUUGGUAAUGCUGGAAGAGUGAUUUGUAAGACAGAUGAACAAGAAUUUGAGAUUACAAUUGAUAUAAAAGUUUGUCAGUCUGGUCUAACAAAAGUGGUGGUAUUUACUCCAUUUUAUUUCUUGAAUAAUAUCAGCAAAUUUCCCGUGGAAGUUAAGGAAUUUGGCGGAGAAGUAUGGACAAAAGUUGAAUCUGAAUCUUGCGUUGGUAUUUGGCCACGUCAAACUCAGAAACGUAAAUAUUUAAUUGCACGAUAUGUUGGCACUGCAGAAGAAUCUGGAAUGUUUCCAUUUACGGAAAAUUUCGAAGGAUUUUGCCAAAUCAACAAUGAGUAUUUGGGUAUAUAUGUCACUUGUACAUUAGGAGAGUCAUCAUCCAUAAUUCAACUUGAACCGUUUAAUCCUGGUAUGGCACCAGCAUUUAUUAUGAAUGCCACCAAUUUACCUGUUGAAUUCGGUCAGAAAGUUUUUAUUCCACGUCUUGAAGGUUCACCAGAUAAAAAACUACUUGAUCCUUGGGAAUGCUGUUUUUUCACAUGGAUGGACGUAACUCGCAACCGUGAAUUGGAAUGGAAAAGUGGCAACAUUACUGAAUGUGAUGGUCUAUAUAUGAAUAAUUAUAAUAGCUACAAGGUCUCGGAUAGUCCAUCUGGAAAUUAUUAUUGGGUAUCAUUUUUAAAUGGCAGGCAGAGAGUAUUUUUAUUUACUGAUGAUUUGGCUGUUAUGACUACUGCAUAUGAAGCUUAUGAGAUUGAACCAGUUGAUCAGCAGAUUGAAAUCUCUUUACAAGGCAUUGGUUUAUCGUUAGUGAAUAAUAUAAACAGUGAAGAAAUUAUUUACAUGGGGAUUGCCUCAUCAGCAGUUAUCUGGGAGCAAUUAUUCACCAUUAAGCAAAUGGAAGAUAUCGAAAAUUCAUACCAAAAUUGGCUAUUAAACAAAGUAGAUUUGGUUAAAGUUGAUAAAUUCGAUAUUGAUUUUUCUAGGAUGGUUAUAAAAAAAAAGAAAAGCGAGACGAAUAUACGCCGACAAUUUGAAACUGGUCUUUGGAUUCAAUUACGACAAAGUCCUCAUCAGAUGCAAAUACAUUUAAAAGUAAAUCAUCUUCAAGUUGAUAAUCAACUACCAGCAUGUGUUUUUCCUUGCAUCUUAAAUGUUGUUGCACCACCGAAAUCAAUUGUCGCCGAUAAUGCUCCAAAGCCAUUUAUGGAAUUUAGUUUUACAAUGCGUAAGUCGGAAUAUAGCAACAUUGUUGAAAUCAAAUAUUUGCAUUUACUUAUCCAAGAAUUCUCUAUACAAGUUGAUCAAGGAUUUAUUAACGCAAUUUUAAGUUUUCUUUCUAAUGAUGUGAGCAUCAAGCCUUAUACGAAGGAUAUUUUUGAAAAAGACAUGGAAAUGACGAAGGAUCAACUUUCACAAAUGGCGUUGACAACGGCUGCAACACAGCAGAAAGCAUUUUAUGAUGAUCUGCAUAUAUCUCCUUUAAUGAUUCAUUUAUCUUUCUCACAAGGUGGUUCUUCUGGUAAAAAUAAAGCGUCAGCCCCCAUUCAGUCUGAAUUCAUCAAUGUUCUUUUAAAAAGUGUCGGAGUUACACUAACAGAGUUGCAAGAUGUCGUUUUUAAAUUGGCAUUUUUCGAGCGUAAAUUCAUGUUUUAUAAUCGCCAACAGUUGCAAAGUGAGAUAAUUUCUCAUUACAUGAAACAAGCAAUAAAGCAGUUAUAUGUGCUUGUACUUGGUCUUGAUAUAAUUGGUAAUCCAUUUGGACUGGUGCGAGAUUUAUCUACUGGAGUUGAAGAUUUCUUCUAUCAGCCUUUUCAAGGAGCUAUACAAGGACCAGAAGAAUUCGCUGAAGGAGUUGCUUUAGGCGUUAAAAGCCUCUUCAGUGCUACAGUGGGUGGCGCAUCUGGUGCUGUAUCCAGGAUAACUGGUACUUUGGGAAAAGGCGUAGCAGCUUUGACAUUAGACGAAGACUAUCAGCGAAAACGGCAACAAGCUAUUAAUAGGAGACCUAAGAACUUCGGUGAAGGAAUGGCUAGAGGAGCAAAAGGGGUUGGUCAGGGACUUUAUGAAGGUAUAACUGGAAUUGUAUCAAAACCACUUGAAGGUGCUCGAACUAGCGGUGUAGGCGGCUUCAUGGUAGGUUUAGGAAAAGGGCUGGUCGGCGCAGUUGUUCGACCCGUUUCUGGAGUGGUUGAUUUUGCAAGUAGUUCGAUGGAUGCUGUAAAGACUGUUACCGCUGGAUCCAAUGAAAUUACAGCACUAAGGCCACCGCGUGUGAUUUUUGCCGAUAAUAUUGUUCGGCCAUAUUCAUUUAAAAUUGCUGCAGGAUCUAAAAUAUUCAAGGAGACUGAUCGCGGUGCAAUUGCUGAUACAGACGCAUUUGUUGCGCAUGCACCAAUCUCAUCGAAACUGGUAUUCAUUGUUACCGAUAAACGAGUUCUGCUAGUAAAAAAGAGUGACUUGGUUGGUUCAUGGGACGUCGAUUGGCAGAUAAUGUAUUCUGAGAUGAAAGCGCCAGAAAGAAUUGAAAAAGGUGUUAAACUCGAGUUGAAGAAAAAACAAAAAGGUUUUCUUGGUUUGGGAGAUUCAAAUGGAAAGAUGAUUCAGUUCAAUGACAAAAACACUGCAGAGUUGGGACAUUAG